GCUUGCUACACACUCCACCCCCAGAAACUUUUCAAACAUACGAGUAGCCUAUUCACCAGUUAUGUCCAGCUGCUUUCACAGUAAACGGGCGUCCUCGAUAUCAUAACCGUAAACUCCUGGAGUCGACCUGAAAUGGACUUACAGAUUCAGAAUCUUAGGGACGAGAAGUCUUCGGUAGAAGAUGCGUUUCGGCAAACUGUUGCCGAGAUGGGGGGCAAGGAGAGAAUUCAUCUCGUGAGCAGCGUCUUCCAACCAGAAGACGUAAACCAACUAAAUGUUUUCGAGGAACUUGUAAAAGACUUGUUCUAUGACACGAUUCCUCUACGCCGAAGCAGAGCCGCCACAAGCAAAGAGAAACCCACUGAAUAUAAUAAGUGCAAUGGAAAAAAAGGGAACAUUGCAGCACGCGACAUGAAAACCUGCUGCGACUCCAGUGAGAAUUCAGUGCAAGUUCAGACAGCAGAGAACAGAGAAGUGCCAGGACAAAACGUGCAUCACAUACAAACUGAUGCAAGGCUAAAACCUGCGCAAGCCACCAUUGAUUCUCAAAUGAUAAUAUUUAUUUUCAAGCGCGAAUUUGUAAAUUGCUGCGAAAACCAUGCGUGUUUAAAAGAAAUAUUGAAAGAUGUGAGAGCUCGCACAAAACUAGCCAGUAUCCGACCUGCUCUGCUUGGCUUGGUGCGCACUACUGUCGAAAACGAAGAAAGCGAACUGUCAGUAGUUAUGUUGGAGUCCCUGAUGCGCUCUGUAUUCAAAAAACAUCCUACGGAGUCAAUAUGGGUUGGACAGUUCGUGCCGAACAAGGCGAACAGAAAUGUUACAAUAAAGAAGAAUGCUUGCAGAACUCUCCAAACAUCGCUUAAUUCAGAAUGUAUUGAUAACAGUCACAACCUGCCCUUGAUGCAAAAGUGUUUCCCGUGGACACCCAGAAAAAAGAUGAACUCAGCCAAGAUCUCCUCAAGCUACAGGCAUCAAGGUCUUCCAGAGAGUGUUGAAGGACUUCCCCUGAAGACAAGCUGCAUGACUGAUGAACAGUGCAAAGAAGACCAAUUGGAACCAGACUUUGGAGUCAGCAGUCUGGAUGGUAAUGCAGAACAGUCUCCGGGGCAACCUGUGACCUAGUGGAGUGGUCACUGCUGGCACCUCUUCAAAAUGUCAAAACUUUGAGGAUUUGGGGGGGGGGGGGGGGUCGGCGGGGGGGUUGGGGGGGAAACAAAAGUUUAGUUGUGGCUUGUGUCAGUUAACAAAUAAGACUGGCAAAAUAUUGAACUGGAGUCAUUUUCCAAAAAUGAAACAUAAAAAAUAUUGUUGAAUAAAGUAUAUUUAGUUGUAUUAAUUAAUUAUAACAUGUAACAUAAUUGGACGAUAAUUUAGGAAAUAUUUUGCAACCUUAAUUGAGCAAGAGAUUGGCUGUUACAAAAACCAGAGUACCCAGGGGUUCCCUGCACUAAAGUAGUGUUUCUCAGCUCCAGUCCUGGGGGCCUAUACUGUUUAUACUGGUUUUUGUUUCAACUAUAAUGCAAACUGUGUAUUGUAAUGAGCUGUUAAAUGUUCUUAAUUAGUACUUUUACAGUCUACUGACAAGUUAUUUACCUGCUUAAAGCCAGAUUAUGCCAGAAUAGCUAUGAUGCCCUAAAAAAUAAAUGGUGUAUGUUCACAUGA
Molecule: messenger RNA, 1662 nt
Organism: Anguilla anguilla (European eel)
Lineage: Eukaryota; Metazoa; Chordata; Actinopteri; Anguilliformes; Anguillidae
Exons: 3
Coding region: 133-1122 (329 amino acids)
Source: RefSeq, a predicted model, not a curated record